AUUACGCAUUUAAUUAUAUAACACAUACAUUUUUUUACAAAAUAAAUCUUGCGAUCUUUGCAGUUUUAAAUUUGCUUUUUCAAAAUGACGUUUUUAAUGCUAACUCUAUUGGGAUUUUUUACUCUAUGUUGUGCAUUAGAUGAUCCUGUGGAUUUUUUAAAGCGUUAUGGAUAUUUGCAAACUGGAUACAGCAACCCUAAUUCUCUAACUGAAGCAAUAAAAAAAAUGCAAAAGUUUGCAAACCUACCAGAAACUGGUGUUCUUGAUAAACCAACUUUAAAUUUAAUGUCUACUCCUCGUUGUGGAAUUUCCGAUCACGACCAUUCCGGAUACUCUUCAUCUAAAUGGAGUAAAACCAAAUUAACAUACAAAAUAAUUAAUCAUACUCCAGAUUUAGGUCUUGCAGAAACAGCAAGAAUUAUGCAAGAAGCCUUUAAUAAAUGGUCGCAAGUAACACCAUUAACAUUUACACGAGCCCAAGGAACUACAGAUUUAGAGAUUGAUUUUGCAAAUCUUCGUCAUUCUUCGUGUUCUUGGGAUUUUGAUGGACCUGGGGGUGUUUUAGCGCAUGCCUUUUACCCUCCAGACGGCCGAGCUCAUUUUGAUGAUGACGAGCACUUUACAGACAAAAAAUCAACUGGAACAAAUCUGCUUUGGGUAGCUGCUCAUGAAUUUGGUCACGCAAUUGGCCUAACUCAUUCUUCUGUACAAGGCUCUCUUAUGUUUCCAUAUUAUCAAGGAUACCAGGAUCCAUUUGUGCUGCAUGAAAACGAUGUUUCACGCAUUCAGCAAUUGUACGGCGGUCGUGGUGGAGCGACAAUACCGCCACCAAAAACCACUCUUUCACCAGUAUGUACAAACUUCUACGGAGACGAGUAUUGUAAAGGCAUUGCGUACGGUUGUGCAUACGAUCAUUGGAAAGAUUUUAUGAGCACUAACUGCUACAAAACAUGUUUUUGUAAAAAUUUGAAAAAAAAUUAAAAUUAUAUAAAAAUUAUA
Messenger RNA from Hydra vulgaris (swiftwater hydra), 999 nucleotides. Its product is annotated as matrilysin. Gene Ontology annotation, cellular component: extracellular matrix. The record is from RefSeq and is a predicted model, not a curated record. Lineage: Eukaryota; Metazoa; Cnidaria; Hydrozoa; Anthoathecata; Hydridae. Gene Ontology annotation, molecular function: metalloendopeptidase activity; zinc ion binding. Gene Ontology annotation, biological process: proteolysis; collagen catabolic process; extracellular matrix organization.